Molecule: messenger RNA, 669 nt
Organism: Pararge aegeria (speckled wood butterfly)
Lineage: Eukaryota; Metazoa; Arthropoda; Insecta; Lepidoptera; Nymphalidae
Exons: 3
Coding region: 94-669 (191 amino acids)
Source: RefSeq, a predicted model, not a curated record
CCCUGAGCGGUUACCCCGAGCCCCAUUUGGGACUCCGAGGAAGAAGAUUAGGAAAUGUACUUCAUAUUCUAAGUUACCACACAAAACUGCACAAUGACUGUCGAACUCAACGACUUUGUUUACGAAGAAGAAAUGGUUGAGCUAUGUCAAGCAGCGGAAGUUGAAUUUGACUUAGUGAACCUGUGUAUACAAGUAGAAACCGAUCAAGCUGCUUUAUCAAGACAAAGUGGAGGAGGUGUAAAAAGAAAAAUUGCUGUCACAAAAUAUUCUUCGAGUAAGCGUCCAUUUUCUCAAGAGCCUUCAACAUCUGCUGCGGUGGUAACAACGAACCCAAUACAGGAAGAAACAACUACAUCUGUAAGUUCUACAAACAAUAAUACUAUCGAAUGCCUUAACUGCAAAGUAUAUGUUAACAGAAAAUAUUAUACCAAUCAUCUUAAAAGCAAGACUCAUAGCAAAAAUGUUCUAAGUUUAAAUCCCAACUUAAAUAAUGUUCAAUUAAUAGAAACUGCUUUCGGACGGCGGAUAGUAACGUACAGAAUCCCCAAUUCCACUAACACUAAUUCUAUAUUCGAAACUCCUGAGCACUUUCUUAACAUAAUUAAAAAUACUGUGUCUGUCAUACAAGUUGUGCAGAAAAGUUUGAAACCCCCAAAUUUAUUCCCAUAA